UUGACUUCUGUUCCUGAUGUGUGACACAGCCGCAAUUUCAGAUGUAGCGUGUCUGCCGGCUAAUAUCAGGAAACAAACAGGCAUAACAGCAUAAAGAAAGAACAAACGAACUCGCUAUCGCGUUAGAAAAAAAACAAAAAAAAAAACACUCCAGAAAUGGCACAAUGUGCAGAAUCAUCCUCAAGCAAUGGACAACUGCGAAAGGAGAGGCGAGUCGCUAUCAUCACCGGCAUCACAGGACAGGAUGGCUCGUACUUGGCAGAGUUCCUGUUGGAGAAGGGUUACGAGGUCCAUGGCAUCGUGCGGAGAUCCAGCUCCUUCAACACGGGCAGGAUUGAGCACCUCUACAAAAACCCCCAGACCCACACCGAAGGAAGAAGUGAAGAAACCAACCGUGGCUACAUGAAGCUGCACUACGGGGACCUGACGGACAGCACCUGCCUGGUGAAGAUCAUCAACGAGGUCAAACCCACCGAGAUCUACAACCUGGGGGCCCAGAGCCACGUCAAGAUCUCGUUCGACCUGGCGGAGUACACGGCGGAUGUGGACGGGGUGGGCACGCUGCGUCUGCUGGACGCGGUGAAGACGUGCGGUCUAACCAACAGCCUGCGCUUCUACCAGGCCUCCACCAGCGAGCUGUACGGCAAGGUGCAGGAGAUCCCCCAGAAAGAGACCACGCCCUUCUAUCCCCGAUCCCCCUACGGUGCUGCUAAGCUCUAUGCGUACUGGAUCGUGGUGAAUUUCCGCGAGGCCUACAACCUCUUCGCCGUCAACGGGAUCCUCUUCAACCACGAGAGCCCCAGACGAGGGGCCAAUUUUGUAACUCGGAUUAGCCGUUCGGUGGCCAAGAUUCACCUGGGACAGCUGGACUGCUUCAGCCUGGGCAAUCUGGACUCCAAGAGGGACUGGGGUCACGCCAAGGACUACGUGGAGGCCAUGUGGCUGAUGCUGCAGGUGGAGGAGCCAGAGGAAUUCGUCAUAGCGACGGGGGAGGUCCACAGCGUGCGGGAGUUUGUGGAGAAGGCCUUUAAGCACGUGGGGAAGACCAUUGUGUGGGAGGGGAAAGAUGAGAAUGAGGUUGGCCGUUGCCAGGAGACCGGGUGUGUUCACGUGAGGGUCGACCACAAGUACUACCGCCCCACCGAAGUGGACUACCUGCAGGGUGACGGCAGCAAGGCGCUGAAGAAGCUGGGCUGGAAGCCGCGUGUGACGUUUGAGGAAUUGGUGAAGGAGAUGGUCGAUGCUGACGUUGAGCUCAUGAGAAACAAUCCUAACGCCUGAAGGCCUAAGGAAUAUGAAGGAAUUUCAUCAGACAAGCCUUCGCGCCCGCACGUCCGGGAACAACAAGACUGUCCGGAAGGAAUCAAAACAUCAUUCUAUCUUUCAUAAUAUUCUACUGAUUAAAAUAUCUCUUUGGGGGGUUGUGGGAUUGGGUCAUUAUGCCUUUUUUAUUUUUAUUUGUGCGGAUGUUUUCCCCCUUUUUUAUACAGCUUCUCAAUCUUGACAAGUAUUUAAGAUGAGAAACUUUAAAUAGUAUCUGCUCUUUUUGUCAUUCCAAUAAUGCAUACCAAGCUGAAGAAAAUUCUAUGAUCGUGCUUAUCGUUCUAGCAACAAUUAUGAAUUCCUCUAACCAGUUUUUGUUGUGAUUUAUUUUUUUCAAUGACUUUUUUUCUUUUUGUUCUUUCUUUCCAAAUUCAGUUGUUUUAUAUUUUGCUAUAGUUUGUGAAAUAAUCAGGAUGAAGAUUAAAGUCAUUUAAAUGUAAAGGGAUGGGUUUUGUAAAUUAAAUUGUGGGGUUUGCAAAACAUGAA
Conger conger (European conger) is the source of this 1809-nucleotide messenger RNA. RefSeq names its product GDP-mannose 4,6-dehydratase (gene gmds). Gene Ontology annotation, biological process: GDP-mannose metabolic process. The record is from RefSeq and is a predicted model, not a curated record. Lineage: Eukaryota; Metazoa; Chordata; Actinopteri; Anguilliformes; Congridae. Gene Ontology annotation, molecular function: GDP-mannose 4,6-dehydratase activity.